AUGACUGAGGAGAUGCUCGAGAGGACGGCGGACGCCUCACUGCUAGCGGACGCGGCGAUACUGGAUGCCUCGCUCAGAACGGAAGACGAGACGGACGUGAUGAAGCCUGAUGCUGUGGAGAGGACGCUAGAGGCGUCACUGGGGACAGAAGUUGUGAUUCCGCCAAUAAUGGUGGUUCCAGCCACGGAACUGGCGAUUGAGGACGCCUCACUGGCGAUGGAGGAGGCUGCUGAGCUAAUGGCGCUGGACGCUGCGCCAGGCGCUGUAGAAGCCUGGCUCGCGAUUGAGGAAGCGGCUGAUGAGGCUGCAUUUUCGGCUGAAGAGAGGAUGCUGCUGUAG
Coniosporium apollinis CBS 100218 is the source of this 339-nucleotide messenger RNA. RefSeq lists its product as uncharacterized. The record is from RefSeq and is a predicted model, not a curated record. The transcript has a single exon. Bases 1 to 339 code for a protein of 112 amino acids. Lineage: Eukaryota; Fungi; Ascomycota; Dothideomycetes.